Messenger RNA from Liolophura sinensis, 1453 nucleotides. RefSeq lists its product as uncharacterized. Bases 57 to 398 code for a protein of 113 amino acids. The transcript is spliced from 4 exons. The record is from RefSeq and is a predicted model, not a curated record. Lineage: Eukaryota; Metazoa; Mollusca; Polyplacophora; Chitonida; Chitonidae.
AAAAAACCACAACACCAUUUUGACAGAGGGUGACAGGCCUUCACAGCUCAGCAAAUAUGAACAACCUCGAAUCCCAUGAUGUGUACACGAAGAAAUAUCCACACUACAAGACAUAUGCUCAGUGCCAGUCCAGAGCUUUCGCCACUUCAACAUUCGCCAUGCUGGCAGGAACUGCAGGAGGUUAUAUAUCACAGGAACUGCUGAAGAAUUACCUGUGGUACAGUCGCAAAUCUUUCUUGUUACCGUCCAUCUUGAUCGGAUCCUGUACUGGUUACAUUGCUAUUCGUCAUCAGACAAAGAUCUGUCAGGAAAUGUGGAUGGCAUUAGAGGACAAACACACCAGCUUACAGACAGCUGAAGAACGGAUCAUGGGAAAUAAAACCUCUGACAAGACCUGAAUCAUCAGCAUUUGCCAGUUUAACAGAGCACCUGCAAGACUGCUUGAUCCAACAUUACCAUUGUCUUUCAUGAGCAUGUAGUUGAUAUGUCUUCCACAAGAUGGCAUUGAAGAUGCCGAGUAUUCAUGUGUCUUGAAAUGGAUAACGCUGGGCCGUAUGUGACUGUCCACAAAAGUUUAAUGAAAACACCUGACUGUUGAAACGUGAGGAAAAUAUAUGUAUUAAAUAUACAUGUAAAGGUAUCAUGUACUUAUUUGGGGAACAAAGAAAUUGUUUUCCCAGCCAGUGCUGAUUUAGUCAUAUGCAAGUUGGGGUCAAGUCCACAAAAAUUAAUCCAGCUUUGAUUUUGAUAAAAAAUUUAAAUGUGAUUAAAUGUGUUUCAUAGGGCCCUGUGGAAUAAAAUCUAGCAAGUCUAUAAUAGUUCAAACUUCUAACAUCAUAAAGUGAACAUUAAUUAAUUAAAGUAUUAAAACUCUUGUUUGUUUCAGUUUGCAUCAUACAUGUACAUGUACUAUUGAUUAUAUGUUAAAUGCCCGAGUCAUUAUGACCAGACCACCAUAUCAUGUGACCAGCUCUAUACACCGUAUAUGUUGCAGUAAAUGAGCUAAUAUUUCCCCCAGCACAAAUUAUCAUAGAUUGCCUGACUCUUGAGAGUUCUAACUCUGAAUGGCGUUUUGAGCUUUGUAGGGAAAAUAUGAUGAUAUGCUACUGGAAAAGUGCAAAUUUGAACACCCAAAGUGAUGGUUUACAGCAUUUAUUUGUCUCUAGUUAAAAAGCAUGUUUUGGAGAUAAUUUUUAGGUCAGUUAGUGUAAACAGGGUUCUAUUCUUGUUGACGUUUGCAGCAGCUGAACAUAUUGUAAGUGGUAUUGUUGAGCCAGUUAUCAUGAACAUCAUGCUUUGGAAAGAUACAUGUUCCCCUGGAGAUUAACUGUUGAAUGUUUUAUCCCUGACCUAUCAAAUUUCUAAUGUGAACUUUAACUUGCAGUGUCAGUUGACAUAUUAAAACUGAUUGACAAACGUUUUUGUGAAAAUUUUGUGCAGUAUUUUGAAUGAA